GUGACCUAAACUGGGACAUGCUUAACACUCUGGCCAUCCUACAAUCUGAGAUUGAUGCCCUGAAUCUCACACAUUAUCAAUGCACCCACCAGGUAAAACCCCAAAUCCGUAAACACGGGCACUCUCAAAGAUAUCAUCCUAACCAACCUGUCCUCUAAAUAAAUAUCUGCUGUCUUCAACCAGGAUCUCAGCGAUCACUGCCUGCAUCCGUAAAAGGUCUGUGGUCAAAAGACCACCCCUCAUCACUGUCAAACGCCCCCUAAAACACUUCAGCGAGCAGGCCUUUCUAAUCGACCUAGCGCAGGUAUCCUGGAAGGAUAUUGACCUCAUUCCAUCAGAAAAGGAUGCCUGGUUAUUCUUUAAAAGUGCAUUCCUCACCAUCUUAAAUAAGCAGGUCCCAUCCCAAAAAUUUGGAACCAGGAACCGAUAUAACCCUUGCUUCACCCCAGACUUGACUGCCCUUGACCAGUGCAAAAACUUCCUGUGGCGUACUGCGUUAGCAUCGACUAGCCCCCGCGAUAUGCAACUUUUCAGGGAGGUUAGGAACAAAUAUACACAGGCAGUUAGGAAAGCGAAGGCUUGCUUUUUCAAGCAGAAAUUUGCCUCCUGUAGCACAAACUCCCAAAAGUUCCAGAACACUAAUGUCCGUGGAGAAUAACAGCACCUCCUCCCAGCACUGAGGCUAGGAAACACUGGCACCACUGAUAAAUCCACGAUAAUUGAAUGUCAAUAAGCACUUUUCUAUGGCUGGCCAUGCUUUCCACCUGGCUACCCCUAACCCAUGCAACAGCCCUGCACCCCCCCACAGCAACUUGUCCUAGCCUCCCCCAUUUCUACAUCACCCAAAUCCAGACAGCUGAUGUUCUGAAAGAGCUGCAAAAUCUGGACCCCUACCAAUCAGCCGGGCUAGACAACCUGGACCCUCUUUCUAAAAUUCUGUUCAACCUCUCUUUUGUAUCGUCUGAGAUCCCCAAAGAUUGGAAAGCUACGGUGGUCAUUCCCCUCUUCAAAGAGGGAGACACUCUAGACCCAAACUGCUACAGACCUAUAUCUAUGCUACCCUGCCUUUUCUAAGGUAUUCGAAAGCCAAGUGAACAAACAGAUCAGCGAACAUUUCGAAUCCCACCGUACCUUCUCCGCUAUGCAAUCUUGUUUCCGAGUGAUCAUGGGUGCACCUCAGCCACGCUCAAGGUCCUAAACAAUAUCAUGACCGCCAUUGAUAAAAGACAAUACUGUGCAGCUGUAUUCAUUAAUCUGGCCAAGGCUUUUGACUCUGUCAAUCACCACAUUCUUAUCGGCAGACUCAUCAGCCUUGGUUUCUCAAAUGACUGCCUCACCUACCUCUGGCAGCCUAUGGGGGUGCCACAGGAUUCAAUUCUCGGGUUGACUCUUCUCUGUACACAUCAAUGAUGUCGCUCUUGCUGUUGGUGAUUCUCUUAACCACCUCUACGCAGACAACACCAUUCUGUAUAGUUCUGGCCUUUCUUUGGACACUGUGUUAACUAACCUCCAGACUAGCUUUAAUGCCAUACAACUUCUUCCAUGGCCUCCAGCUGCUCUUAAAUUCUAGCAAAAUGAAAUGCAUGCUUUUCAACCAAUCGCUGCCCACACCUGCUCGCCCGUCCAGCAUCACUACUAUGGAUGCCUCUGAAUAUGUGGACGCUUUUAGAAUAUGUGAAAAUACAUAGGUGUCUGGUUAGACUAAACUCUCCUUCCAGACUCACAUUAAGCAUCUCCAAUCCCAAAUUAAAUCUAGAAUUGGCUUCCUAUUUCACAACAAAGCAACCUUCACUCAUGCUACCAAACAUACCCUCGUAAAACUGACUAUCCUACCGAUCCUUGACUUCGGCGAUGUAAUUUACAAAAUAGCCUCCAACACUCUACUCAGCAAAUUGGAUGCAAUCUAUCACAGUGCCAUCCGUUUUGUCACCAAAGCCUCAUACUACCCACCACUGCGACCUGUAUGCUCUUGCGGGCUGGCCCUCACUUCAUAUUUGUCGCCAAACCCAUUGACUCCAGGUCAUCUACAAGUCUUUGCUAGGUAAAGCCCCGCCUUAUCUCAGCUCACUGGUCACCAUAGCAGCACCCACCCGUAGCACGCGCUCCAACAGGUAUAUUUUACUGGUCACCCCCUAGCCAAUUCCUAUUUUGGCCGCCUUUCCUUCAGGUUCUCUGCCAAUGACUGGAACGAACUUCAAAAAUCACUGAAGCUGGAGAGUCCUAUCUCUCUUACUAGCUUUAAGCACCAGCUGUCAGAGCAGCUCACAGAUCACUGCUCCUGUACAUAGCCCAUCUGUAAAUAGUCUAUCCAACGACCUCAUCCCCAUACUGGUAUUUAUUUAUUUAUUUUUUCUCCUUUGCACCCCAGUAUCUCUACUUGCACACUCAUCUUCUGCACAUCUGUCACUCCAGUGUUUCAUUGCUAUAUUGUAAUUAUUUUGCCACUGUGGCCUAUUUAUUGCCUUACCUCCCUUAUCCUACCUCAUUUACACACACUGUAUAUAUCCUUUUUCUACUGUGUUAUUGACUGUUUGUUUAUUCCAUGUGUAACUCUGUAUGUCUUGCUUUGCUUUGUCUUGGCCAGGACUCAUUUAAAAAAAAAAAAAAAAAAAAUUGCUGCGUCAUUGCGCAAAAUGGUAUGCAGCAUCAAGUUAAACAUUCACCUUAUACUACCAAUUCUGUCAAGCCGUGUGCGUAUACAGUUUGAUGCAUACUUUCGAUAAAUCCGACUUAUGUACAACACAGAACGUACUGCAAAUGCCUCUGCAACACAAAUGCAGCGGCCCAUUGGAAAUGAAUGUACUUCUGAUGUACCAAAAUGACGCUGUCUGUGUGAUCAAGGCAUAAAUUCAGGAACAACUGAAAAGUAUGCGUCUUACAAAGUUAGAAUGAGAACUAUUUCUAUGUCUGAUCUCAGAAUCAAAUAGUCUUUGCAAAAAUAACAUGGUCACUGUGGUAGAGCGUUUAUUGUGAUGGGCGAUUUUUCUGCAUUUAUCAAAAGUCCCGUCAAGUAGCCUGAUUUUCAAAUGUGUCCGUGUAAACAGGAUUAUUAGGGAUUAUAAUACAUUUGUGCCAGUAAUUUUGUCCAUGCCAUUUGCCUUUAUUCUCUGAAUUUAAACUUAAGGUUACUAAAAUAAAGUUUGUUCUGCAAUGUUGAAAAUCAUUUUUUUUUUAAACCUAGAAGAAAUAGGGAAUUGUUUAAUAAAAGUGCAGGGUGCCAAUGUAUUUGGCAGCAACUGUACCUCCCUACCUCUAAAAGUCUACCUCUUGGAUGAUGUAGGAACACAACUGAUAUGGGAAUAGUCUGUGGAAUAUCGUCUUUGUUAAAAGCAAAGCCAUGUGGGUUUUUUUUUUCAAAUCACAUCUCUGCUAAAGGACAUAUAAUUUCAAAGAAGCCAUGUGUUUCAGAUUUAAGAUUAAAGGGAUGCUUAGGCCUUGCUGUGUUUAUGAGCCUGGCCCUGCUUUGGUGAGUCUUUGUCAUGACAUGUUCUUUAAUUAAAUCUUACAAUACUUUUGCCGCACACGCUGCACCACCUGAGUGGUCGGAUGCAAUGCGCAAGUACAUGCAUGUACCCCAGGCAGUAUUUAUCUGGAGGAGUUAGUUGUAAAUGGCCCAGCACUCUUCCAGUUCCACCACAUGAUCCACUCUAAACAAGCGACAGCUUUUCUGAGGCAUACGAUGCAAUGUGGUUUGAGAGUAGUAAGGCAUGAAAACAAGGUUGGUAUUACCAUCUGGAAGCAUGUAAUGUGUGAUAUGACAAAGCGCUAUAAAUACAUAAUCAUUCAGCAUUCCAGCUUAGAGACCUGUAUGUUUGGUACACAUCAAGCCCCUAGCAUAGGGUGACCCCUAGUAAUUUAAGAGGGAGGGGAGAGAGGGGCCCUCUGCAACUUUGAUUUUCAAACCCACUGACCCUGCUUUCCCCAACUCCCAACCCUCCACUCUUUUCCCGUCCCAUUUGGAACAGCUGCAGAAUAAUUUAAAACGCAAAGUGUCUGGCCUUCCAAUUAGUUUACUGUCACUGACCAGGAAUGGCUCUCUAGGCCAUUUCACCUGAAGUUUUUAACCACAAAGGACUUUUUAUGCCUCAGUGCCUAGCAGCAGCUCCAAAAUAAGGCCUGGGAGGAGUGUGACAUGAGGUCUCACAACUAGCUCUGCUAUCUCUCACACUGACUCCCUAACGGGCUAGCUCCUCUCCUUCGGUCCAGGCCCAAGGCUGCCUCUGGUCUGAAGAUUUCCCCCACCUGUUGUCCUCAUCAGUAGGUCUGCUCUGCAGUGGGAGAAGAGACACCAGGCAGGCACUGCUGGAUGCUGAGGUGUUCUGGAGCUACCUCUUCAGUCACACACAAAGUUUGGCAGGGAUCAAAGGAGGUGUAAACAGGCCUGUUUUUCUCCCAUCUGUUGCUGUAAUGGAUCCCAGGUCUCCUGAAAAAGCCCUGACAGUGGUUGCUGAGAGGAAUGGAAUAAAAUAAGAGUUGCACAAAAAAAAUAGAGUAAAAACAACCACAGUGCUGUGGUGAAAAUGUAAGAAAUUCCCAGGGCUGAUUGUGGUAACUUUUACAUUUUUUUAUAAGGAUGGUAAAUGUUUGGAUACGUUGUUGACCAGCUAUAUUUUUGUAUUUAAAAAAAAAUAUAUAAUUUAACCUUUUAUUUAACUAGGCAAGUCCGUUAACAAAUUCUUAUUUACAAUGACGGCCUACACAGGCCAAACCCGGACGACGCUAGGCCAAUUGUGCCGCCGUUUGGGACUCCCGAUCACAGCCGGUUGUGAUACAGCCUGGAAAAGAGUCAGGGUGUCUGUAGUGACACCUCAAGCACUGAUAUGCAGUGCCGUAGACCGCUGUGCCACUCUGGAGCCCAAAGGUGAUGAGGCUUGCUGUAUAUGACCUGUGAUCAUUCUGUCUUUUGGAAAGAGAACUACACAUGCUUUUUCUUGAAGUGUCCCAAUGGCACUAACUGCAAUGAUAUCUCCGUCGAUGACCUGAUAAGGAUACAAGAUAAAAACAUCAGUGAUCUUAAGUGUGAUGCUGGACCUACCACUGAGUCUUCAAGUUCCAGUUCCAUAACGUCAUCAGAAAUCUAUCAAAACCCCACUGCUCCUGAAUUGACAGCCAGCAAUAAUGCCAAUCAAAUUACAGACACCUCUGCCCUCAAUGAGACUGACUCUACCUUGCAUUUUCGUGAGGAAAAUGGGCAGGCCCCCAUCUCCACUGCAUUUACUACCAUUACUGCAACACCCAUGCCAGCCGCUGAGAAUGACACCUUCAUUCCAAGUAAGACUGUUAGCAAUGCCUCCAGAGGAACUACAGUACCUGACAUACCCCAUAAGCCAACAGUCCAAACCUCUGAGACAACCACUUCAGUAAAGCAGGAACCCAGAACUACAAGGACUCCCUCAGCCCUGACCCCUCCACCAGCCAAUCCACAGAUGACGACGACAACAGCAUUAUCAACAACAAAUACCACUACUAUCACCACUGUAGUACCAGUAGCAAUGCUGUUAACUACCACCACCACAACACACCCAACAACAAAACCACCACCAACAACUACCACCACAACAGCAAUACCACCACCACCACCAACAACUACCACCACAACAAUACCACUAACAACUAUUGCAAACAUAACCACCCCUACCACCAUAGACUCAUCUACAGUUGUGGAGAGGAAUCCAUCACCAACCAUUCCGGCGGUCCCCAGCUCUCAAGCUACCUCCAGAAAUGCCAUAGUCCCUUCGACCUUCACUGUUGAGGUCAGCACAAAAAGGCUUGAUGGAGGUACCAACAGAGCCAUUAUAGACGUUGUUGCCGGGGGGCCUCUGACACGCCAGUUGGUGGACACAAGUAUCCUAUUGGCUGUCCUGUUGUUUGGCCUCGUCUUCUUCCUGGUUAUGGUUGUCCUCUUCCUCACACAGGCCUAUGAGAGCUACAGGAUGAAAGACUACACCCAGGUGGACUAUCUCAUCAAUGGAAUGUAUUCUGAUUCAGGGGUUUGAAAGUGUCAGUUGAGUGUUUGUUUUUCUAAUUUCUUUAUUGGAACAGGGUUAAUAACUUGUGAGUUAACAGAGUGCCAAUUUUGCACCAGCCUUUGCUGUAGUAUUGUAUAAUUGUUCUGUCUUAAUGGUACUCAUGCCAAUUUCAUAGAUUUUCUUUCUUCAGCUACUGUAUGUAUAAAUUGCUCCAGGCCUGUUGUGGUUUUAUUCAGGCCUUAACCUCUUACGAAGGGCCAACAAAUGCACCUCUUGGUCAUCAGGCCAAGGGCCAAAGUAUCGCAACAGUGGUUUGUUUGUCCUAUAUUUCUGUCUUACAUUUCUACGCAAAUGCUUCUAGCCCCAACCCAUAGGACGAAAGACAUAUAUGGUUAAGUACGUUUUUUUCCUAAGGAAUGUCAUUUGGAUUGUUGUGGGAAAGAGGGUGAAAAGGUUUAUAUGUCCGGUGUUUAUUAUUUUGUAUCUAUUGCGUUGUAUGUAUGUCAUUUUUCAUGCCUUUUUCUUUGUUCAUGACGAGCAUAUUUCCUUUGUUUACCAUUCAUCUCCUUGGAUUAAGAUUGAAUGCCAAAUGGAUCACUGAAGCACAUUAACGUUGAAGCCAAGGGAAUUGUCUAGCCAUUUAUAAAGGAGGAGGAACAGUUUGUAUGAUGACCAAAAGACUUUCCAAGGCAGAGGAACUUCUGUCAAGGGUGGAAAUGGGUAUGAAGGCCUGUUAUGUGCCAAUUUUAAGUCUUACUAAUGCACUGUUAAAUUACGGUAUUUGCAGUAAAGGGGGAAAAAAGUAAGAAUAAAAUAAAUUUUCCUUUCAUAUUUCACAAAAGAAAGUUUGAUAAAAUGGCAGUAGGGGUAAAUCAGCACUUUAGCAAUAUGCAUUAGUAGGCUGCUAGUCUUUCAACUGUUGUAAGACUUAAGAUUUCUGCAGGCCUGUGAACAGUUUCCCAGGCAGGGAGAAAUAUUGAUGUUUAUUACAAGGGCAUAUCAAUCAGUCUGGGUGUACUCAAGGUGGUGCACAUAAAUAUCCCACAUCUGUAGCCCAGUAAUUACUUCCUGGGAAUGUGAUGCACAUGUAAUGUCUGAGAAGGUUUGAAAGUGUGGACUAGGAAUUAAUUGACAGAAGAACAUAAUGAGAGCAGGGAGAUGGUCUGACACCUUAACAAUGCACUCACCAGUGAUGCAUUUAUUUUUUUUGGGGGAAACAACAUGGAUUCCAAUUGUAACAUUUGGGAGAAAACAACUUUUGGUACCUCGAGGCAGUUUUUAAAUGGUGUUUUUCUGCUGUGUUUCUGCUUAGCUCUCUUCAUUCCAGUGCUUUCUAAAAUGUCCUUGUUCAGACAUCUAUUACCUUGGACUUUAUCCCUGUUUCACACACAGUUCUCGUGGGAACUUCCUGGUCCACACAUGCUCUAGUUUCCCAUUUCCUGGAAUAGUUAGCAAUAAAAUAACCUUUUUGACCCUUGCCAAAUAAUAUUGCAUUUAGUAAAAAAAUAACUAACAAUUGGUUGCUACAGUAUUUGUCAUUGAUAAUUUAUCACCCCUCUGCAAUUCCCCAAUAUAUUGCUGCCAAGACCUGAUAUUCAUUUAAAAAAUAAAAAAUUCUACUUCAA
Molecule: messenger RNA, 7594 nt
Organism: Oncorhynchus keta (chum salmon)
Lineage: Eukaryota; Metazoa; Chordata; Actinopteri; Salmoniformes; Salmonidae
Exons: 3
Coding region: 4881-5996 (371 amino acids)
Source: RefSeq, a predicted model, not a curated record